CGCGCCACUGCGCAGUACGUAUACGUAACGCGUCCGAAUACCGCUUUAAAUUCAGAUAUCAGCGAUUUCGUUUCGGCGCUAAAAUGUAAAUUGGGCUGAGGAAACAUACAGAACAAAAAGCGAAGAGCGAACGAUAGAAAUUCGUGAAUUUCGAAUUUCGAAUUGCGAACCCAAAACACAACGACGAGGUGAAGGUCAAGUCGCCCCCCGAUGACUAUGUUCUGGCAUAAUCACCAACAAAAUGUGGAUCACCAGACGACGACGGAUCAGCAGCAGGAGCAGCAAAAGUCAAAGACCGCCACCAGUGCCAAUCCUGCCAAGCGCCUGAACAUCAGCUUCAAUGUAAAGAUUGCCGUGAAUGUCAACACCAAGAUGACCACCACGCACAUCAAUCCGUCACCGCAGCAGUCCAACUCCAAGGGCAACUCCUCACCCACCAAGACUGUGGUGCAGCAACAGCAUCGUGGCGGCACCUUCGAUCUCCGCCAGCAGCUGACCCGCCUGGGACGUCAGUUGACCAGCGGCCAGGAUGGGCAUGGCGGCAUCUCCACGAUUUUAAUUGUGAAUCUCCUCCUGCUUAUUCUGCUCUCCAUCUGCUGUGAUGUGUGUCGCUCCCAUAACUACUCAGCUCCACGCAGUGGACCCGAGCCCAUAAAGGAGCAGCAACUGGAUCUGCUCCGACCCAAGCUGGACAGCGAUGUGGUUGAGAAGGUGGCCAUAUGGCACAAGCAUGCCGCUGCAGCUCCGCCUAGCAUCAUUGAGGGAAUAGCCACACUAGGAAGUAGACUAAUCACAGUGGCUCCAUCAGAUUCUCAGCAGGAGGAAGAGCAGGGACAGGAGCAGGAGCAGGAGGAGCGACAGCAGCAGCAGCAGCAGCAGGGCGUCGACGAGCGGAUGGUCCUUGAACGUGUCACCCAAUGCGUCCAGCGUUGCAUUGUGGAGGAGGAUCUGUUUCUGGACGAGUUUGGGAUCCAGUGUGAGAAGGCGGACAACAGCGAGAAGUGCUACAAGACGCGGUGCACAAAGGGCUGUGCUCAGUGGUAUCGUGCCCUCAAGGAGCUGGAGCCCUGCCAGGAGGCCUGUCAAUCCCUGCAAUUCCAGCCCUAUGAUAUGCCCUGCAUUGGUGCCUGUGAGAUGGCUCAGCGUGACUAUUGGCACCUCCAGCGAUUGGCCAUUAGCUCCAUGGUGGAGCGGACACAACCACAGCUGGAGCGGGCUCCACGUCCCGAUGGACAGACACCGCCAUUGACCAUACGCUGGGCCAUGCACUUUCCAGAGCAUUAUUUGGCCAGCAGACCCUUUAAUAUACAAUAUCAGUAUGUGGAUCACCAGGGAGACGAAGAGGAUCCAGAAGAGCAGGAUCAAGAGCAGCAGGAACUGGAGCAGGAUCGGGUAUCACAAGAGACCAGCACCUGGUUCAACCUGGCGGACUAUGACUGCGACGAGUACUAUGUCUGUGAGAUUCUGGAGACUCUCAUACCCUACACUCAGUACAGGUUCCGCUUCGAGCUGCCCUUUGGCGAGGACAGUGACGAGGUGCUUUACUCUCCGCCCACGCCCGCUUAUCAAACACCGCCGGAAGGUGCCCCCAUCUCGCCACCAGUCAUUGAGCAUCUGCUGGCCUUGGAUGAUGGACAUCUGGCAGUGCAUUGGCAUCCUGGACGCUUUACCAAUGGACCCAUCGAGGGUUAUAGGCUGCAUUUGAGCUGCGAGGGAAAUCGUAGCCAGGAACAGUUGGUUCCAGUUUCCCAUGGCAGUCAUAUCUUUGCCCAUCUCCUGGCUGGUACCAACUACACUUUGGAGCUGACAAUGAUCAACAAGCAGGGCGAGGGUCCAGCGGCCAAGGCCUGGGCUGAGACGCAGUCUCUGCCGCCUGAGAAGCCGGUGAAGGAUCUCACGGAGACUGUGCUCCUGGUGGGACGCAGGAGGAUUGUCUGGCAGUCAUUGGAACCGGCUGGAGAGAGCUCCACGAUCUAUCAGUCGCAGGAGGAGCUAGCCGAUGUGGCCUGGUCACAGCAGGAUCAGCAGCUGUGGCUCCUGGAUGUGCAUGGGGAGUUGCGCAGCAUGAAGGUGGAAGCUGGACAGAUGAUGAGUCCUGUUCAGAAACUGCAACUGGAUUUGGGUAAUAUCUCCACAAACAAAGAAGAACAAUGGAUACCCCGGCGCCUGACCUACGAUUGGCAGCAUCAGCGUCUCUACUUUGCCAUGGAUCCCCUUGGAGGGAAUCAAUCCAACUCACAGCUGAUCAGCACGGAUCUAGAGGGCAGCACAGCGGUCACACUUGGCGAAGCUCUUCACCUACCCGUGGAACAGUUGGAGGUGGAUGCUCUAAAUGGCUGGCUCUUCUGGCGGGAUGAGGAGGGCCUGUGGCGUCAGGAUCUGCAUGGUGGACAUCGGCAUCGUCUGCUUAGGAUCAGGCAGCCGGGAUGGUUUGUCCUGCGGCCACAGCACUGGCUCAUCCGUCUACUGUUGCCCCAGGAGGAGGAGGCGGAGGAUAAGUUCCUGGAGUUGAGCUAUGAUGGGGGCUUCAAGCAUCCCCUGUCGCUGUCCCUGCCUCGGAAUGGUUCCUCCUUUGCCUGGGCAAGCUUUGCCAUGCUGGGCAGCUCGUGGUUGCUGCCUGAAAAGGAUAACCUAGUUCUAAUGGCUGGUGGCCAGCCUGGAGGAGCUCUGGCUGCCAUGUGGCCCUUGAAGAGCCUGCCUGACUGCUGGGCAGUGCUGCUCCUGGUGGCGGAUACCCAACCCCUAGCCAGCUUUGGAGCCGGCGGAGGCAAACCCCAUCGUCUUAGGGCUCGACUGGGAGCUCAGGCGGCGAAGAUCUUCUGGCGGGAGCCAACGCGUAAUCCCUACCAAUCAACGGACAUGGCUCGCGGCUGGAGCUACGAACUGGAGGUCCUGGACGUGGCCAGCCAGAGUGCCUUUAGCAUCCGGAAUAUCCGUGGACCCUUCUUUGGCCUGCAGCGCCUCCAGCCGGACAAUCUCUACCAGCUGCGAGUUCGAGCCAUAAGUGCCGAUGGCGGAGAGCCUGGAGAGUGGACAGCUCCGCUGGCGGCUCGCACCUGGCCGCUGGGACCACAUCGCCUGCGCUGGGCCAGUCGGAAUGGCGGCAGACUCCUCGUCACCGACGAACUGGGCGAGCGGGCAGAGUUGCUGGCACAGCGGCUGGAGGAUCAACCCGGAGCCAUGACCAUGGUCAAUGAGAGCAUCGGUUACUACGUCAGUGGAGGCGCUGGACUGCUCCACUGCGUCAAUUUGCUCCACAGCCAGACAGGAGCAGCAGGAGCAGGUUGUCCCAUGUCAGAGCCACUGCGUCAUGUGGGCGCUGUGACAUACGACUGGCGAGGAGGUCGACUGUACUGGACGGAUCUGGCCAGGAAUUGUGUGGUGCGCAUGGAUCCCUGGUCGGGACGACGUGACCUGCUGCCCAUCUUUGAGGCUCGCUCCCUGGCCAUGGACUCACGGCAGGGUCAUCUCUACUAUGCCACCGGCUCUCAGCUGGCUCGGCACGGAGCCACGCCCGAAGAGGCGGUGUCCUACUAUCGGGUGAGUGGACUGGAGGGUAGUAUUGCCUCCUUCGUGCUGGACACACAGCAGGAGCAGCUCUACUGGCUGGUGGGCAGUGCCUCUGCCUCGGCCCUGCGCCUGUACCAGGCUCCCUUGGCCCCUGGAGGAGGCGCCAGCAACAAUGGAGCUCAGCUCCUGCGGCAGGUUAAGGGUGUGACUGGCGGCCAGAGGGUCAUCCCGCAGAGCCUGCAGCUGCUGAGACCGCUGGGCGCUCUUCUCUGGCUAGAGCAGAGUGGACGAAGGGCGCGUUUGGUUCGCCUCACGUCGCCUCAGGAUGCCAUGGAGCUGCCGGCGCCGAAGGAAGCCUCUCCGGCCUCUGCCCUGCAGCUGUUGGAUCAGCAAUCUCCUCCAGCUCCGGACAGCGGUGUGGUGCCUUUGACGGUGGCUCCAGAUACCGUGCGCCUGGAUGAUGGCCACUGGGAUGACUUCCAUGUCCGCUGGCAACCCUCCACGUCGGCGGGCAACCACAGUGUCUCGUAUCGGGUGCUCCUGGAGUUUGGCCAGCGUCUGCAGACCCUCGAUCUGACCACUCCCUUUGCCCGGCUCACCCAGCUGCCACAGGCUCAGCUUCAGCUGAAGAUUAGCAUCACGCCGCGCACCGCCUGGCGAAGUGGUGUCACCACUCGUGUCCAGCUUACUACUCCUCCGGCGGCACCCACACAGCCUCGUCGCCUGCGGGUGUUCGUGGAGCGUCUGUCGGCCCCCCUCUUGGAGGCCAAUGUGAGCGCGGUUCUCCGCUGGGACACUCCCGAGCAGGGCCAGGGUCAGGAAGCACCUGCCCAGGCGCUGGAGUACCACAUCAGCUGCUGGCUGGGCACGGAGCUGCACGAGGAGCUGCGCCUCAACCAGAGUGCCCUGGAGGCACGCGUGGAGCACCUACAGCCGGACCAGACCUACCACUUCCAGGUGGAGGCUCGUGUGGCCGCCACAGGAGUUGCCGCGGGAGCCGCAAGCCAUGCCCUUCACGUAGCCCCCGAGGUGCAGGCUGUGCCAAGGAUCCUGUACGCCAAUGCGGAGUUCAUUGGGGAGCUGGACCUAGACACGAGGAGUCGUCGGCGACUGGUGCACACGGCCAGUCCAGUGGAGCAUCUGGCGGUAAUGGAGGGUGAACAGCGGCUGCUGUGGGUCAACGAGCACGUGGAGCUGCUGACCCAUGUGCCGGGCGCAGCUCCAGCCAAGCUGGCAAGGAUGCGAGCUGAGGUCCUGGCCCUGGCCGUGGACUGGGUGCAGCGCAUCGUCUACUGGGCGGAACUGGAUGCCACGCAGGCACCGCAGGCACCAGCGGCGGUGAUCUAUGGCCUGAAUUUGUGUCACUUUGAGGGCAAGAUCCUGCAAGGCCAGAGGUUGUGGAGCACGCCCAGGGGUCGCCUGCUAAGGGAUCUGGUGGCCCUGCCCAAUGCCCGAUCUCUGGUCUGGCUGGAGUAUGACCAGGAGCUGCCCAGGAAUGGUUCGCUGCGUGGCAGGAACCUAACCGAUGGCACUGAGCUCCAGUUGGGGACGACGGUCCAACCUUUGAUCCGUUUGCAUGCCGGGAGCCUGGAACCUGGUGGAGAAACCCUCAAUCUGGUGGAUCAGCAGGGUAGGUUGUGUGUCUACGAUGUGGCCCGGCAGCUGUGCACGGCCAGCAGUGCUCUGCGUGCGCAGUUGGGUCUGCUGGGCGAUGACUCCAUCUCGGGACAGCUGGCCCAGGACUCGGGUUACCUUUACACUCUGAGGAAUGGCAGCAUUCGGGCUUAUGGCCGGCGGCGACAGCAGCUGGAGUAUAUGGUGGAGCUGGAGCCGGAGGAAGUGCGUCUGCUGCAGGCCCAUAACUACCAGGCCUACCCUUCCAAGAGCUGUCUCCUGUUGCCAGCACCUGCUACUAGUCCUGGAGGAUCUCCGCUAGGGGAAGCAGCGGAGUGCGAGGAACAGGCAUGUCGCUUGAAGUUGCCACAGAUCAUGGCUUCCAGUGAGUGCUCAAUGCCUGUGCCUGGAGUCAGCUAUCAAUUGAACUUGACUCUGGCCAAGGAUCAGGAGUUGGAGUCACCUACACCGCCGUCUCUGGGACACUGGCAGCUCAGCGCUGGAGAUACUCUAAGCAUCUCCAAUCUCCUGCCCUUCACUCGCUACCGCUUGGAUGGUGUCAUUAGUAGCUACUAUCAGAAGAGACUGGGUCUGGCCAGUGGAAUGAUGACGCCUCUGGAACUCCUGACUGCUGCAGCUUCUCCUUCAGCUCCAAGGAACUUUAGUGUUCGGGUGCUGAGUCCCAGGGAACUGGACGUCAGUUGGUUGCCACCAGAUCGACUCCGCAGCGAGAGUGUCUACUACACGCUCCACUGGCAAAGAGAGCAGGAAGGCGAGGAGGAGCAGGAUCUGGAUGAGGAGAAGGACACGGUGCAAUCCCUUCGCCUGGAGAAGGCGGGCAGCCAUCGCCUGGCGGGCAUCAAGCCAGGAACCGGGUACCGUCUGUGGGUUCAGGCUCAUGCCACGCCCACAAAGACCAAUAGCACUGGACGCUUGCAUGUGCGGAGUUUUGCUGAGCUGCCGGAACUGCAACUUCUGGAACUUGGACCCUACUCCCUCAGUCUCACCUGGCCGGGUACACCGGAUCCUUUGGCAUCUUUACUCCUCGAGUGUCGAUCCCCCAGCGAGCAGCUGCGUCGAAAUGUGGUGGGUAAUCACACGCGGAUGGUGCUGGAGCCCCUGCAGCCACGCACAAGGUAUCAGUGUCGCCUGCUCCUGGGCUAUGCGGUCACCCAGGGAGCUCCACUCUAUGCCGGCUCUGCGGUGGACUACGAGACGCUGGGAGAUGCACCCAGUCAGCCGGGUAAGCCGCAGCUGGAGCACAUUGCUGAAGAGGUGUUCCGGGUGACAUGGACAGCGGCACGCGGCAAUGGAGCACCGAUUGUCCUGUACAAUCUGGAGGCCUUGCAGGCACGGAGCAAUGGUCACCGACGGCGGCGUCGAAGACGAAGGAAUAGCGAUGGAUCCGUGGAGCAGUUGCCUUGGGCCGAGGAACCUGUGGUGGUGGAGGAUCAUUGGUUGGACUAUUGCAACACCACCGAGCUGAGCUGCAUUGUGCGAAGCCUGCACUCGAGCAGGUUGCUCCUGUUCCGGGUUAGGGCACGCAGCCAAGAGCAUGGCUGGGGUCCUUGGAGUGAGGAGAGUGAACGAGUGGCCGAGCCCUUUGUUUCGCCAGAGAAGCGUGGAUCUCUGGUCCUGGCCAUCAUUGCUCCAGCGGCCAUUGUGUCCAGCUGUGUCCUGGCACUAGUCCUGGUGCGCAAGGUUCAAAAGCGUCGCCUGCGAGCCAAGAAACUCCUCCAGCAGAGCCGUCCCAGCAUCUGGAGCAACCUGUCCACACUGCAGACACAGCAGCAACUGAUGGCAGCCAGGAAUCGUGCCUUCUCCACAACGCUAAGCGAUGCAGACAUUGCCCUUCUCCCACAGAUCAACUGGAGUCAAUUGAAGCUACUGCGAUUUCUGGGCAGUGGUGCCUUUGGAGAGGUCUACGAGGGUCAGCUGCAGACGGAAGAUGCCAAGGAGCCGCAGCGGGUGGCCAUCAAGAGCCUGCGUAAGGGUGCCAGCGAGUUUGCCGAGCUGCUCCAGGAGGCCCAGCUGAUGAGUAACUUUAAGCAUGAGAACAUUGUCUGCCUGGUUGGGAUUUGCUUCGACACCGAGUCCAUUUCGCUGAUCAUGGAGCACAUGGAGGCCGGGGAUCUUCUCAGCUACCUGCGUGCCGCCAGAGCCACCGCAAGUGGCCAGGAUCCUGGGCUCUCCCUCUCCGAGCUGCUGGCCAUGUGCUUAGAUGUGGCCAAUGGCUGCAGUUAUCUGGAGGACAUGCACUUUGUCCACCGUGACCUGGCCUGUCGCAACUGUCUGGUGACGGAGGCGGCGGUGUCCACAUCUGGAUCCUUGACGGAUCGCCGGCGAACGGUGAAGAUCGGUGACUUUGGGCUGGCGAGAGAUAUCUACAAGAGUGACUAUUACCGGAAGGAGGGCGAGGGCCUCCUGCCCGUCCGGUGGAUGUCACCCGAGAGCCUUGUUGAUGGCGUCUUCACCACCCAGUCGGAUGUGUGGGCCUUUGGAGUGCUCUGCUGGGAGAUACUCACGCUGGGCCAGCAGCCAUACGCGGCCAGGAAUAACUUUGAGGUGCUGGCCCAUGUCAAGGAUGGCGGUCGUCUUCAGCAGCCGCCCAUUUGUCCGGAAAAGCUUUACGCUCUCCUCCUGCUCUGCUGGCGCACAGAUCCUUGGGAGCGACCUAGCUUCCGGCGGUGCUACAACACCCUUCAUGCCAUUAGCACUGAUGUGAGACGUAGUCAGAUGGUGACUCCGGUCACAACGGAGGUGGUGACCACUUCCAAGCCCGAGCCCAAGGUUCGCUUUGAUGGGGAGGUAAUGGAGGAUAAGCCAAGGGAUCGGGAUAGGGAUGGGGAGCGGGAUCAGGCGGAGGAGAACCUCGCCCUGCGUGUGGUGGAGGGUAGUUCUAAUAGCAAUCCUAAUCCCCUCAAAGAUCAGAAACUCUAUGCCAAUGAGGGCGUGUCCCGACUGUAAGGGGGCUUUGGUCUCCGUCUUUCCAAAAAAAUUAAUUCACACGAGUAGCUUUUCGAAUAAUCUUAAGUGUAAUUUAAAUUUCUAUCCCAAAAAGGCACAAGAAUAUUUUGACUUUAAGUAAUAAUAAUUAUUAUUUUUAUUUA
Molecule: messenger RNA, 8234 nt
Organism: Drosophila serrata
Lineage: Eukaryota; Metazoa; Arthropoda; Insecta; Diptera; Drosophilidae
Gene: sev
Product: receptor protein-tyrosine kinase sevenless
Biological process (GO): protein phosphorylation; cell surface receptor protein tyrosine kinase signaling pathway; multicellular organism development
Cellular component (GO): plasma membrane; signaling receptor complex
Molecular function (GO): transmembrane receptor protein tyrosine kinase activity; ATP binding; protein binding
Source: RefSeq, a predicted model, not a curated record